AUGAGGGGAAUGGCUACAAUGACUUUAGAUGGAAAUUUGAGCCUUCAAAUCAGCAAAGACCCUCAAAAACAUAGGGUCGUGACAGAGGAAAUCGACGGUCUAAUAAGAGUUUACAAUGACGGACAUGUGGAAAGAUUUCAAAUUGUUCCAUGUGUUACGUCUAUAUUGCCUCCGGAGUUUGGUGUAAACUCCGGAGACAUAGUCAUUGACAAGUUAUCAAAAAUUUGGGCACGUUUUUACGUGCCCAAAUACCAUGGGAAGAAGAUUCCCCUCCUAGUAUACUUUCAUGGAGGUGGUUUUUGUGUUGGCUCAGCUGCUUGGAGUUGCUACCAUGACUUUCUAGCAAAACUAGCAGCAGGAGCAAAUUGCAUUAUCAUGUCUGUAAAUUACAGUUUGGCCCCCGAAAAUCCUCUUCCUGCUGCUUAUGAAGAUGGAUUUAAAGCUCUUAUGUGGAUUAAACAACAAGCUCUAAGUGGGGUUACUGAUCAUCAAUGGUGGUCAAGCCACUGCAACUUCUGCAACAUCUUCCUCGCCGGCGACAGUGCCGGAGCCAGCAUAGCCUACAAUGUGGCCUUGAGGAUAGGCGACGCCGCGCCACCACUUUGA
Ilex paraguariensis (yerba mate) is the source of this 606-nucleotide messenger RNA. The record is from the annotation of a GenBank genome assembly. NCBI's taxonomy places the organism in Eukaryota, Viridiplantae, Streptophyta, Magnoliopsida, Aquifoliales, Aquifoliaceae.